Messenger RNA from Psammomys obesus (fat sand rat), 4092 nucleotides. RefSeq names its product synaptogyrin 1 (gene Syngr1). Gene Ontology annotation, cellular component: neuromuscular junction; synaptic vesicle membrane. Lineage: Eukaryota; Metazoa; Chordata; Mammalia; Rodentia; Muridae. Bases 36 to 740 code for a protein of 234 amino acids. The transcript has 4 exons. The record is from RefSeq and is a predicted model, not a curated record.
GCGCCGAGCGGGGGGCGCCGCGCGGUGCAGCCACGAUGGAAGGGGGUGCGUACGGAGCGGGCAAAGCCGGGGGCGCCUUCGACCCCUACACCCUGGUGCGGCAGCCGCACACCAUCCUGCGCGUCGUGUCUUGGGUUUUCUCCAUUGUGGUCUUCGGCUCCAUCGUGAAUGAGGGCUACCUCAACAACCCGGAGGAGGAGGAGGAGUUCUGCAUCUACAACCGCAACCCCAAUGCCUGCGGCUACGGUGUGACCGUGGGCGUGCUGGCCUUCCUCACCUGCCUGCUGUACCUGGCCCUGGAUGUGUACUUCCCGCAGAUCAGCAGCGUGAAGGACCGCAAGAAGGCCGUGCUGUCCGACAUCGGCGUCUCGGCCUUCUGGGCCUUCUUCUGGUUCGUGGGGUUCUGCUUCCUGGCCAACCAGUGGCAAGUCUCCAAGCCCAAGGACAACCCUCUGAACGAAGGGACGGACGCAGCCCGGGCUGCCAUCGCCUUCUCUUUCUUCUCCAUCUUCACUUGGGCGGGCCAGGCUGUGCUGGCGUUCCAGCGGUACCAGAUUGGCGCCGACUCGGCCCUCUUCUCCCAGGACUACAUGGAUCCCAGCCAGGACUCCAGCAUGCCUUACGCGCCCUACGUUGAGCCCAGCGCUGGGCAGGAUCCUGCUGGCAUGGGUGGCACCUACCAGCAUCCAGCCAACGCCUUCGAUGCUGAGCCCCAGGGCUACCAGUCGCAGGGCUACUGAGCAUCUCCUCCCCCCCCCCCCCCCCCGGGUGGUGGUGACAGUGACCGCCUAACCCUGCUGCUGCCCUUCCAUCCUAGCUCCCUUCCCUAACACCCUGCUCCCUCCCAGGUGACCCUGCCUAGUACCUGCUCAGCCUCCGGGUGACUUCACUGAGGCCCAGUGCAGCUGGGGCGGGGGUGUCAGGGAGCCAGGCUGGGUGUGUCCACAUGUGUGUGCAAGUGUGUGCCCAGCAGGGAUCUAGAGGGUGGGGCCCAGGGGUUAUGGUCAUUCAUUGUGUCUUUGGCAUUCACUGAGCACCUACUGUAUACCAGGCCUUGCUCAGCUGGGGAGGGAGAGAGAGAGAUAGGGGAAAGGUGGGACAGGUGGACAGGAAGUUUGGCUGCAAGGGAGCUCAGCCACGUGUUGAGUGAGGUCAGUCAGAGGAGGCGGGCCAUCAUUCCCGGAAUCCUUGAUAGACAACUGUCCUCCUUGGACUGCCGGAGCUAUCCCCAUCUUACGGGUGAGGAAAUGAGAGGUCAAGGUACCUUGUCCAAGGUCGGCCAAGGGGCCGAUGUUGAGGCCACAUCAAGAUGAGCCAGAGCUCAGCCAGCCUUCUCCUCAUUUCCUGUCCCUACACCCAGGCUGUACCACUCAGUGUUACUCUAAUUGGGGUGGGCUGGUGGGUGGGGGCAGCGCUUUAAGACCUGAGUCCCAUGAGACACCAUGAUUUGGCUCAAGCCAAGGUCCUCUUCUGCCUCAGUUGCUUUCCUCCAUGCGGGUCCUUUCCUCAGUUUCAGUCUUCUCCUAGAGGGCCCCCCCAAGCUGCCCUUGUCCCCCUUGUUUUGCUCCAUACUCAACAUGUCCCACAAGGAACUCUUUCGGGGUGUGCCAGAACCCCCCCCCCUUUGCAGUUUCCCAAAGGAGUGGUGACCAUCCCUGCCUCUUGGAGGGCUCACUGAGCCUCCUCCGUUCAGGGCUGGGUAGACAGGAGGCCAGGAGGUGGUGGAGACUGGCCCAAGGUCCCAGCGAGCAAGCGGUGGAGCUGGCCUUGCUGCCUGCGUUCAUUGGCUCCAAGCACCCAGCGAGGGGCUGCGCCCUUGUCACCACCUGGGACACUGUCCUCUCUCUGCUUGUCUGGGUGAGCAAGGGUUCAGGGCUGAGCAGUGGGGGGCCAGGCCAGGAGCUUUGAAUUACAGGGUCAGUUUGAGCAGCCACGGGUUACACUACCCACCAGAUGGCGCACAGUGAGACACUACGGAGGGGUCUCAGAGAGACCUCGGACCGUAGGAAAGAGAAGAGCAGGUUGUCUCAAAGGCAGAAAGGAAAGUGGGUGGGGCCUAAGGGGACAGCUAGGAGGCAUUUCCACACUAGGUGCUUCCCUUCCUGCGACAGGGAACCCAGAGGGAGGCUGUCUGUGCCAUCCUAAGAUACACCAGCUGCUUCCUUGGGAAGCAGGGCAGGUGUGUCCCCACCACCUCAUCCCAUGCUCCACAGGAUGCUCCCAGGCAGGUUUGCUCUUCCGGUACCCACGUUGGUGUGGCGUCGCCCAGGGUGUCCGUCCUCAAGGAGACUGGAACGCACAUAGGCACAGGGCCCGAUACGGUGGGAAACAUGGCUUGAGUGCCGGCCUGGGGAAAGACAGUUGGAAGGGCAGGAGUGUCAGAGGCCUAGAAGGAGCACUGCCACCCCCUGAUCAGAAGGGGAAGCUGAGGCAAACUAGGAAGGGAAAUAGAACUUUCCCAGUCCUCAGAACUGGGAGCAUAGAGAGUUAGCAUUGGAAAUUGGAUCCAAACUGGGGUCUCCAGGUUUGCUUGGGGCCCACAGUGUUGGGAGAGUGACCCAGGUGGCUGAGUGACAGCUGGCUGUUGCUAACUUCCAUUUUCCACACCUGGGAAGAGGCUCCGUGUACAGCCCAGUGCCCCUCCCCCCCUCCCCCGGUGACCCAAGUAGGAACAGCUUGGACAAUGUGUGACUUAACUGAUACCAGACCGGAGGGGAGACCGUGGCUACAGACGUGUUUGUGCGUCACCAAGAGGCUGUGAAAAGUCCUGGGUUUUGCUACUCCAGACUCAGAGCCUUCCCUUCUGGUGGGCACUAGAGACCCGAGGACCGCCCAUCUGUUUCUCCCUGGAUGGCAACAGGCAGCUGGUGGUGUCAGGCAGAGGGCAGGGUGCUGGUUAAACUCUGCCCAGCCUUGGGCAUCUAUCCUCUUCCUCAUCUUCAGGCUGGGGAAGUGUAUAGGACCAGGAGGAGCUGAGCCACUGGGACCUCAGCCUCUCCCCUCGCUCCAGGUGCGUGCCGCCAUCAUGGUCGUGAUAUCAGACAGCGUGGCGAGAGGCCUGAGGAGGAUUUGUGUGCGACCCAGGCUUCUGAUUCAGUGGUUUAGGAGGGGUCGCACCCCCACAGCCAGAGCACCCCGGAUUAGCUUCUCCUUUCCAUUGCCUCUGCUUUCCUCCCACACUCUCCUUGGAGAGGGUCCCCCACAGCUGGGUCCUAUGGAAUUGGGGUUCCCUUUUCCCAUCAAGCACAAAAGAAGGUCUAGGAAACUUGGGUUCCACACGAGUUUAGAGCUGCAGGGGUCUUUGGGAGAAUGAUAUCUCAUCGAAGGUCAAGCACAGAGUGAGACUGGGAGCCCCGUCUUCUGCCUUCUGAGGUGACCUGUCCUGUGCAGUCACAGGCCAUCUUGCCUGGGUGGCACCUGAUCCACCUGGGAUGUAGCAACCAAGGGGCUCAUUCUCAGGGGACUGGCACCAGUCUCUGCUCCAUCUGCCCCUAACAAUUCUUGAUCUUCAAAGACUUGGGGUUCCAGGCUUUUCUCAUGUAACCAAGAGCUCCCCCUUGUCACCCCUGGGGCGCCUCUAAUAACCUUUGAUCCAUAAGCCCUUUCAUCUCUAAAGAGUGUGAGCAGGAGUCCCCAGAGUUUAUGGAGGAGGGACUGGGCUAGCCAUCUCCCAGUGCUACCCCUGACCUAUACUCCCGCCCCCUGGUGCCCACAGCUCUUGUCUGGGUGCCCCGGCCCCUCCCGCAGCGUUACUGCCUGUGUAUAGUAUAAAUAUAUAUAUUUUCUAUAUAUAAGAUGUAUAAUAUAAGGCUCCACAAUAUAUCUGUGUGUAUGUGUGAGAGCGCGUGUGUGUGCGUGUGUGUGCGUGUGUGUGUGUGUGUGUGUGUGUGUGUGUGUGCUUGCGAGUGCGGUGAUGGGCGGCCCCCAACUUGGGCCCUGCUCUAGACCCUCCCCCACCUGGUUAAGCCUCUCCAGAGUGGAUCCAGUGGCCCCUCGGCACCCUCCUUUAUGACAUCCAUCCAUCUGUGGUCAACCAAGUGAAGGUGGUGACUUCUGGUGACAUAGUAAUAAAGUGAAGACUCCAACACGCCA